This is a messenger RNA of Syngnathoides biaculeatus (alligator pipefish), 743 nucleotides long. It is a transcript of the gene tcf15, whose product is annotated as transcription factor 15. Gene Ontology annotation, molecular function: DNA-binding transcription factor activity, RNA polymerase II-specific; protein dimerization activity; RNA polymerase II transcription regulatory region sequence-specific DNA binding. Bases 131 to 670 code for a protein of 179 amino acids. NCBI's taxonomy places the organism in Eukaryota, Metazoa, Chordata, Actinopteri, Syngnathiformes, Syngnathidae. Gene Ontology annotation, biological process: developmental process; regulation of transcription by RNA polymerase II. The transcript is spliced from 2 exons. The record is from RefSeq and is a predicted model, not a curated record.
CCCGCCGGACCGCAGCAAUAAAGUGAACACAACCCAAGCCGCCGCGCUCAAGUUCCACGUGCAGCCAUGUAGAGCCGCGUGUUGACAUGUAGCGCCACAGUUCCCAGAGACGCCCAACUCGAGCGGAGCCAUGACGUUCGCCACGCUGCGCCCGGUCGCCGCGCGCUUCUACCCGGACCUGGGCGUCGCGUCCGAGGACGACGAGAACCGCAGCGAGAGCGACGACGGCUCGGAGCGGCUCUACUGCGGCGUGAAGCGAGCGAGGAUGCCGCGGAAAGCGGAGGGCGAGUCCGCCUCGGUGGUGAUGAAGCAGCGCAGCGCGGCCAACGCCAGGGAGCGCGGCCGGACCCAGAGCGUCAACAGCGCCUUCACGGCGCUCCGGACCCUCAUCCCCACCGAGCCGGUGGACCGGAAGCUCUCCAAGAUCGAAACGCUGCGCCUGGCCUCCAGCUACAUUUCCCACCUCGCCAACGUGCUUCUGCUCGGGGACGGCCGCGCCGACGCGCAGCCGUGCCUGGACGCGGUCCACGCGCAGCCCGGGGACAAGGGGGGCAAGCAGCCCAGGACCAUCUGCACUUUCUGCUUGAGCAACCAGAGGAAAGGGGACGGCGGGGAGUGUCUGAAGAUGCGCCGACUGGGCCCGCUGCGGCUGAGACGCGGACUCAAUUGACCGCCGGAGGAUUAAGCAACCUGAACACCCUCAAAAGGACUUUCUCAGGGAAGAGUCGGAACCACACACACAC